AAAGAGAGAAAAAAAAGGCAUAUCUCUAGCUGGUGUUGUUGGUUAUCGAAGAAAUGGAGAACCGGAGAGGGAAGUGGGGUUUAAGUACUGUAAUGGUGUGGCUGGUGGUGGUGAGCUCCGUUAUGACGACGGCGGAAUCCACGUCCUUUCAAGAAUGCUACGCCACCUGCUUCGUCAUCUGCGCCAUCACCCCCGGCGCCUCCUUCUCCGAAUGCCCUCUCAAAUGCCUGCAGGCCUGCAUCAUCCCCUCUUUCCCCAUCGACGACGCCGCCGCCACCGCCACCGCUGCCGACCGCCGAACGCACAACCAUUUCUUCUGCAAGCUCGGCUGCGCAGCUACCUUAUGUACCAACUUCACCACCAACCAUAACCCAGCUGAAAAGAAAGUGGGAAGAUGUGUGGAUUCGUGCUCUAGGACAUGCUCCAUGGAUUGAUCCACGCCUGAAUUGAAGCCAAUUCGACAAAACUGGAUUUUGCUUUUUCAGUACAUAAUAAUAUAUAUUGUGUGUUUUAGGAAAUGAAACCCACAUUAUUGAUAGAAUUAAUCCAUGUUUAUUACUUAUUAGAAUUUCAUUCAAGUUUGUGAAACUUGUUAAUAUAAUUAUAUUAUCAAGCGUUUUAAUGGAUUUGUAUUCUAUAUUUUAUGAUUGGAUGUUCCGUACCCAAUAUACAAACGAUUGGGGAAUACA
Momordica charantia (bitter melon) is the source of this 689-nucleotide messenger RNA. RefSeq names its product thionin-like protein 2. NCBI's taxonomy places the organism in Eukaryota, Viridiplantae, Streptophyta, Magnoliopsida, Cucurbitales, Cucurbitaceae. The record is from RefSeq and is a predicted model, not a curated record.